Diaporthe batatas is the source of this 2172-nucleotide messenger RNA. RefSeq lists its product as uncharacterized. Bases 321 to 1343 code for a protein of 340 amino acids. The record is from RefSeq and is a predicted model, not a curated record. Gene Ontology annotation, molecular function: monoatomic ion transmembrane transporter activity. Gene Ontology annotation, biological process: mitochondrial transmembrane transport; monoatomic ion transport. Gene Ontology annotation, cellular component: mitochondrial inner membrane. The transcript has 3 exons. Lineage: Eukaryota; Fungi; Ascomycota; Sordariomycetes; Diaporthales; Diaporthaceae.
GAGCCGAGCUCGGCGAUAAGUACGGAGCACUGUAGUACGCGACUCAGAGAUACCAAACCAGCCCGGUGCGACGACCGGUUUGCGACGGCUUGAGCAAGCCUCACACACCGCCGACACACUCCAAAACCUGUGCAACUCGACACCACCACCCUCUGACCACGGCCUCCAGCCUCCCCCGUGUCUCAAUUGGCACAGCUGCUCGAGUAGACCACGCACCCACUCGACCGAGGCCUCUCUCUUCUGCCGUGUGCCAGCAGAAAGCGCAUCAAGAAAAAGAGAAAGGAAAGGAAAGGAAAGGUGCCCCGACCCUCCGCGCCAGCAUGUCGUCCUCCAUACCGGGCAACCGCGAGCUUCCCGAGUCACAGUAUGACCUCAGCACGUACUGGGGCCGUGUCAGGCAAACCGCUGGCAUAACCGAUCCGAGGACAUUGCUGGUGGGCACUGCGGGACUCGAGCAGGCGAAGCAGGCCCUGGGCCUGUACAAGACGGGCCAGGUCAAGGAGAUGACGCCAGAGCUGUGGAAGGCCAAGAAGAUUGUCGAUUCCACCCUGCAUCCUGACACCGGCACGCCCGUCUUCAUGCCAUUCCGCAUGUCCUGCUUCGUCCUCUCCAACCUGGUUGUGACGGCAGGCAUGCUCACGCCGGGUCUGGGGAACACGGGCACCGUUCUUUGGCAGAUAGCCAACCAGUCCAUGAACGUCGCCAUCAACAAUGCCAACGCGAACAAGUCCACGCCGCUGUCCUACUCCAAGAUCGCACAGUCAUACUUUCUCGCCGUCGGGGCGUCCUGCUCCGUCGCACUGGGCCUGAACUCCAUCGUCCCGCGGCUCAAGAGCCUGCCCCCAAACACCCGUCUAGUCCUGUCUCGGCUUACGCCUUUCGCGGCAGUCGCAACGGCAGGAGCCCUCAACGUGUUCCUCAUGCGCGGCGAGGAGAUGCGCACAGGUAUCGACGUAUACCCCGUUCUGUCCGAGCAGGAGAAGCAGAGCCUGGCCCAGGCGGGCAAGGCCGAGAACGACGUCCCAAGCCUGGGCAAGAGCAAGAAGGCCGCGCAGCUGGCGGUCGGCGAGACGGCCGUCUCUAGGGUGCUGAAUGCCACCCCGGUCAUGGUGAUCCCGCCAUUGAUCUUGGUGAGGCUGCAAAAGACCGAGUGGCUCAAGAAGAACCCCAGGCUCACCACGCCGGUCAACCUGGGCCUGAUCCUGCUGACGAGCUAUGCGGUGUUGCCACUGGCCCUAGCCGCGUUCCCUCAGCGGCAGAGGGUGCGGGCCGACAGCCUCGAGGAGGAGUUCCACGGACACGGGGGAGACGGCGGGUUGGUGGUGUUCAACCGGGGCAUCUGAAAGUCGCAAGAGCUCUGCUUGGGUAAGAAAGAGGUGCGGCCGUCGGUCUCGUCGGCCGCGUCGGCCGUACACUCGGCGGGGCUGCAACCCCGGCAGCCCAUGGCGAGCCGCCGUGGUUUCCGCCUCGAUCACGGACCGUUAGUCGCCUGCCUCGGAAGCUGGGGUGGCCAGGAUUGUGCAGAUCAUGAAUGCGAUCCAUUUUUAAGUUCAAUUUUCGAGUCCGGACUCCUGUUGCAGCAAGUAAAACGUGAUCAGGAUGUUGUGAGAAUGAUGUGCUACAUUUAGGGAUUCGCCCCGCCAACAACCCGGCCUCGGGUGCUGUUUCACAGCCGUCUCUCCCAAGUUAAGCCAGACAGGUGAGGGCUGGGUCGGUGACAAAACAGACGGGAAAGAAAUCAGCCGCUCCAGGUUGUCAUAUAUGCUUCUUUCCAAAGGUUUGUCCACGAAUUCUGGCUCAUUUGCGAGAGCGAGAUACCAACCCGCGAAGCUACUGCUCUGAGAAAAAGGGGGGGCGGGCAUUGUGAAAUUCUGCCCGACGCAGAACGCACAGCUCGGGUCUAACUACCUUCGACGUUUCAACUGGGUCGUCCCUUCUCAGAUGGAAACAGUUUGGCGGGCGAUUAAUGUUUUGAUCGCCUCUUUGCCACCUCUUCGCCACAGCACUUGUUGUCGGUAGGAAGCAAUGAGGUGGACAGCCCUCGGUUCUGCCCAACAGCCGCGAGGCUGAGCGGGUCGCCGUCAAACGUGGAGCACCUGCAUGCUGCAGGCAGAGGCCUGCUGCGCAGCCUCGUCAUGCUUGACCCUUGGCUUGACCCGAGCGUUGGUGAGC